Messenger RNA from Quercus lobata, 1260 nucleotides. Its product is annotated as transcription factor MYB93-like. The record is from RefSeq and is a predicted model, not a curated record. The coding region runs from base 85 to 1092 and encodes 335 amino acids. Lineage: Eukaryota; Viridiplantae; Streptophyta; Magnoliopsida; Fagales; Fagaceae. The transcript has 3 exons.
GCCCCAUUCUUAAGAAAAAGGGUGGAUUUGAGGAAGGCAGCCAUUUUUCUUAAGAAGAAAAGAAGAAGUUGGGAACAAACAAACAUGGGAAGGCCUCCUUGUUGUGAUGAGAAUGGCCUCAAGAAAGGCCCUUGGACAUCUGAAGAAGAUCAAAAGCUUGUCAAAUACAUCCAAAAACAUGGCCAUGGAAGCUGGAGAGCUCUUCCCAAACUUGCAGGGCUUAACAGAUGUGGGAAGAGUUGCAGGUUAAGAUGGACAAAUUACUUAAGGCCAGAUAUCAAGAGAGGGAAAUUUUCCCAAGAUGAAGAACAAACAAUUCUGAAUCUUCAUGCUGUUCUUGGAAACAAAUGGUCAGCAAUUGCAGGCCACCUACCUGGUCGGACUGACAAUGAAAUCAAGAACUUCUGGAAUACCCAUUUGAAGAAAAAGCUUAUUCAAAUGGGAUUUGACCCCAUGACACACCGGCCUCGAACUGAUAUCUUCUCGAGCUUGCCUCAUCUUAUAGCUCUGGCUAAUUUGAAAGAGCUUGUGGAUCAUCAUUCAUGGGAAGAACAGGCUGUGAGACUACAAGCAGAGGCUAUUCAAAUGGCUAGGGUUCAAUACCUACAAUAUCUUCUCCAACCCCAAGCUUCUAAUGGAGCUACCAACAACAACUUAAACAGUAGUUUCAUGGACAUGGACAGUACUAUUAGUCUUUUGAAUUCACUUUCUUCCAUGAAAGAUAACUUAGCAUUGAGUUCACCUCAUCAAUUGGAUACCCCAACACAAUCUCUUGGAACUUCCACACUUCAAUCGGUCCCUGAUUCAAUCCUUUUCUCUCAUUUGCCCCAGUUGGAAAACCCUUGCACCUAUCAAACACCAUUAAACAAGGACAAUAUGGUUCAAGCAAAUGAGUUUACGGCAUUUAGCCAAGGCGAAAACUCUCCCAAUUCUCCAUGGCUUGCUUCAUCUUCAAGUACUCCAUCUCCAUCCGUGGCUCCACCAGCAGAGACUAAUUCCAUCGAUGCUUGCAGUACUUCAAGCUAUGGAGGAGCCCCUUUUGCUUGGCCUGACCUACUCCUCGAGGACCCUCUAUUCCAUGAGCUUUCUUAGUCUUAGAUGCGUGUGAAAGGUUUGUAGUUGCAUUUGCACCACCACUUUAUACUCUGUGUGUAAUAGUAAUUCUCCUAAGCGUAUUAUACUCUUCGUCGUGUGUAUAAUCUUCGUCAUGAUACGCCAGCUGGUUCUAGUGGUUGAGUAGUAUUGUAAUCUAUGGAUUUG